Molecule: messenger RNA, 1703 nt
Organism: Arabidopsis arenosa
Lineage: Eukaryota; Viridiplantae; Streptophyta; Magnoliopsida; Brassicales; Brassicaceae
Source: the annotation of a GenBank genome assembly
AUCCUUCCAAUAAUCUCAAAGAUGGAAUCGGUCUCUUCUUGGGGAAACACGCCUCUUGUCUCCAUCGAUCCGGAGAUCCACGACCUAAUCAAGAAGGAGAAACAUCGGCAAUGUCGAGGAAUCGAACUUAUGGCAGCCGAGAAUUUCACUUCCUUGGCUGUCAUGGAAGCUCUAGGAAGUGCCUUAACCAACAAAUACUCGGAAGGUAUGCCUGGUAAUCGUUACUACGGAGGUACCGAAUUCAUCGAUGAGAUCGAGAGUCUCUGCCGCUCACGCGCUCUCGAGGCUUUCCAUUGUGAUCCAGAGAAAUCGGGCGUUAAUGUUCAGCCUUACUCUGGUUCUCCUGCCAAUUUCGCCGCCUACACCGCCUUGCUCCAGCCUCAUGAUCGUAUCAUGGGGCUUGAUCUGCCUUCAGGUGGUCAUUUGACUCACGGUUACUAUACCUCUGGAGGGAAGAAUAUAUCCGCUACCUCGAUCUACUUCGAAAACCUUCCAUACAAGGUGGAUUCCACCACUGGUUACAUUGAUUACGACAAGCUUGAGGAGAAAGCAAUGGAUUUUACGCCUAAGUUAAUCAUCUGUGGAGGUACUUCUUACCCUGGGGAAUGGGAUUACGCGAGAUUCAGGGCUGUCGCCGACAAGGUUGGAGCUUUUUUGCUCUGUGAUAUGGCUCACAACAGCGCCCUCAUUGCUGCUCAGGAAGCCGCAGACCCGUUCGAGUACUGUGACGUUGUGACAACCUCAACUCACAAAAGCUUGAGAGGUCCAAGGGCUGGUAUGAUCUUUUAUAGAAAGGGCCUUAAACCAGCCAAGAAGGGUCAACCCGAGGGUGAAGUCUACGAUUUUGACGAAAAAAUCAACUUUGCGGUAUUUCCUGCGCUUCAAAGUGGUCCUCAUAAUAACAAGAUCGGUGCUCUAGCUGUUGCGUUGAAGCAGGCUAUGGCUCCUGGCUUCAAGAUUUAUGCAAAACAAGUGAAAGCCAAUGCUGCUUGCCUUGCAAACUAUCUAAUGGACAAGGGAUACUGGAUUGUAACCGGUGGAACUGAUAACCACCUUAUUCUUUGGGAUCUUCGUCCUCUUGAAUUGACCGGUACACCCGCAAUGACAUCGAGAGGAUUGGUGGAGAAGGACUUUGAGCAGAUAGGAGAAUUCCUGAGCCGUGCAGUGACACUAACAUUGGACAUCCAGAAGACAUACGGUAAGUUGUUGAAGGACUUCAACAAGGGUUUGGUGAACAACAAAGAUCUUGAUCAGCUCAAGGCUGACGUCGAGAAGUUCUCGGCCUCGUAUGAGAUGCCUGGAUUCCUCAUGUCUGAGAUGAAGUACAAGGAUUAGAGAUCUCUCUCUCUCUCUAUAUAUAUAUGCAAGAGUGUUCUCCCGGGGAAGGUUGCAAUUGUCCAGAUAUGUGUCGAGAAUAAUUCUUGUGAUGUUAUGCACAUUAUCAAUUCUGACUCAAACUUCUUAUUGAGGAUUCAGCUAUCAUAAAGGUUUGUUAACUUUUAAAGUGAUCAAUGUUCGUGUUGGAUGCCAUGGAUAUGCUCACACUUAACUUAGUUCUUAUAUGUAUAUAGGUUUGUUGUUGGAAUUGAUGGUGAUUCUGUGAAGCUUUCCAUGACCAUGGUGUGUCCAUCAAAGAUGUCGAAGAUCUUUCAGAUUUAGCCAACAGAAAAACUUGGCGGAGAUACUAAAAAAUGAGAAUGAGG